AUGCUACGGAAGUCUGGAAAGCAGUGCAAGAAAGACAAGACAGAGCAGCAGAAGGGGUCCCCCAUGGAAAACGGUGUGGCCCAGGAGAUUGGAGGCUCUCAGCCCCCUGCAGAACGGGGAAGAGGUGCUCCCAGCCGGAACAGCGCAGCUCGAGGACCACCCCCGCCCCCACCCCGGGUCCGGCCUCGGCUCAUCUUCCACACUCAGCUGGCCCACGGGAGCUCCACUGCCAAGAUUGAGGGGUUCACCAAUGUUAAAGAGCUCUAUGCCAAAAUUGCAGAGGUCUUCGACAUCUCCUCAACAGAGAUCCUGUUCUGCACUUUGAACACCCACAAGGUAGAUAUGCAGAAGCUGCUAGGCGGCCAGAUUGGUUUGGAGGAUUUCAUUUUCGCUCAUGUCCGCGGUGAUACCAAGGAGGUGGAAGUCACCAAAACAGAGGAUGCUCUGGGACUUACUAUCACAGAUAAUGGAGCUGGCUAUGCUUUCAUCAAGCGUAUUAAGGAAGGUAGCAUAAUGAACCGCAUUCCAACGGUCUCUGUUGGGGACAGCAUUGAAGCCAUUAAUGACCAAACCAUUGUUGGAUGCCGCCACUACGAAGUUGCCAAGAUGUUGCGCGAGAUGCCCCAGGCACAGCCAUUUACUUUGCGCUUGGUGCAGCCUAAACGAGCUUUUGAUAUGAUCAGCCAGAGGACACGAAGCAGCAAGAGCUCAAGUGAGGGGAAAUUAGGCAGCGGAAGGGAGACACUACGCCUGCGUGCAACGGGCACUGCCACCAUAGAGCAGGCACCAAGUGAGUUUGAGGAGGAAGCUGCUGAAAAAAUGGAUGACUUAUUGGAAAGCUACAUGGGUAUUCGUGAUCUCGAAUUGGCAUCGAGCAUGGUGGAGAUCACCAAAGAAUGCCAGAGCCCUGAAGACUUUGCUCGUGGACUGGAUUUGCUCCUGGGUGAAUUUACCUUCCCAGAAGAGUUUGUCUCAGAGGUGUGGACUGCAGUUUGCAAGAGCAGGGAAAUCUCUGAGUAG
Messenger RNA from Protobothrops mucrosquamatus (brown spotted pit viper), 1020 nucleotides. It is a transcript of the gene GIPC3, whose product is annotated as GIPC PDZ domain containing family member 3. Gene Ontology annotation, molecular function: protein binding. The record is from RefSeq and is a predicted model, not a curated record. Bases 1 to 1020 code for a protein of 339 amino acids. Lineage: Eukaryota; Metazoa; Chordata; Lepidosauria; Squamata; Viperidae. The transcript is spliced from 6 exons.